Messenger RNA from Linum tenue, 201 nucleotides. The record is from the annotation of a GenBank genome assembly. Lineage: Eukaryota; Viridiplantae; Streptophyta; Magnoliopsida; Malpighiales; Linaceae.
AUGCUGCUGGGUAAGUGCCCUCACUGUUGCUCCCUACCAAAUGGCGAAACUUACUUCGGUCGCCCGACUGGUCGCUGCUGCAACGGGCGUUUCAUCGUCGACUUCAUUGGUAAUAUAUAUAUAUUUCACUUAACGCUAGCUCUUCCCGCGGGUUUUCUUAAUUAUACCUUGCUGCAUAUAUAUAUUGAACUCAGUGUGUAA